CUCCAGUGACUCUCAAGCUGGUCCUAGUGGCAUUAAGAAACAGAGAAGAGAAGUAACUUGGUACCUGAAGUGUUGAUGGAAGGGGAUUCCCCUUCCAAACAGUAACUAAUCCGAUCUUUUGCCUCCUCCAGUCUUCCAUACACUAAGAAGAAUUGCCAAUAAAGAAAUAUUUUGUGGAAGACUACCAGGUUGUAUCCUACAAGACACUAUAUCUUCAGUACUUCAAGAAGCACUGGUGGAAGACUACCAGCUUGUAUCUUACAACACUCUAUAUCUUCAGUACUUCAAGAAGCACUGGUGUAAGACUACCAGGUUGUAUCUUCCAAGACACUAUAUCUUCAGUACUUCAAGAAACACCAGUGGAAGACUACCAGCUUGUAUCUUACAACACACUGUAUCUUCAGUACUUCAGGAAUGACUAGUGGAAGGCUACCAGGUUAUAUCUUACAACACACUAUAUCUUCAGUAUUUCAAGAAGCACCAGUGUAAGACUACCAGGUUGUAUCUUCCAAGACACUAUAUCUUCAGUACUUCAAGAAACACCAGUGGAAGACUACCAGCUUGUAUCUUACAACACACUGUAUCUUCAGUACUUCAGGAAUGACUAGUGGAAGGCUACCAGGUUAUAUCUUACAACACACUAUAUCUUCAGUAUUUCAAGAAGCACCAGUGUAAGACUACCAGGUUGUAUCUUCCAAGACACUAUAUCUUCAGUACUUCAAGAAACACCAGUGGAAGACUACCAGCUUGUAUCUUACAACACACUGUGUCUUCAGUACUUCAGGAAUGACUGGUGGAAGGCUACCAGGUUGUAUCUUACAAGACACUAUAUCUUCAACUUUUCUUACUAGUUUUUAACUGGUCGGGUAUUAGUAAUUUAAAGAAUUUUGUUUUUGAUAUUGCAGAUUCUAUCUAAAAAUUGCAUGGUAGUUAAUAUUGUUGUUAAAAAUUUUCAGAAAAAAAUCAGCAUUUAAACUACAGAAAAAUAAUGAAAAUAUUGUUCAGUGUAUCUUCAGCGUUUUAGUACAUAUAUGUUUGUUAUUAACAGAAAAUAAACAGAAUUACUGUAGUCUUUUAAAACACCUGAAAUAAAUUUUAUCAGCGAUUACUGGUAGAAAUAGUUUUGCCUAAAACAGAUCUAAACGUUGUAAUAUAUUUACAAGGAAAAUUGUAUGUGUAGUGGACAAAAUAUUUUACCAAAAACAAAUCUUGAAAUACACAUGAGAGUACAUAAGAUUAACUAUACCACUUUUGAAUGACUAAAAAAUUUUAAAAUGGAAAUAUCUUUGAAAAAUAUGAAAAAACAUACAGGAGAUAAGCCAUUUCAGUGUUCCGAGUGUCUGAAAUGUUUUAGUCGUAAAGGCAAUCUUGUGACACAUAUGAGAGUACAUACAGGAGAUAAACCAUUUCAGUGUUCACAGUGUCUGAAAUGUUUUAGGCAAAAAGGCAAUCUCGUGAAACAUAUGAGUGUACAUACAGGAGAGAAACCAUUUCAGUGUUCAGAGUGUCUGAAAUGUUUUAGUAAAAAAGGCAGUCUUAUGACACACAUGAGUGUACAUACAGGAGAUAAACCAUUUCGGUGUUCACAGUGUCUGAAAUCUUUUACUGAAAAAUGCAGUCUGGUGAGACAUGUGAGAGUACAUACAGGAGAUAAACCAUUUAUGUGCUCACAGUGUCUGAAAUGUUUUAGUCGUAAAGCCUACCUUGUGACACAUAUGAGAGUACAUACAGGAGAAAAACCAUUUCAGUGUUCACAGUGUCUGAAAUGUUUUGGGCAAAAAGGCAGUCUUGUGACACAUAUGAGAGAACAUACAGGAGAUAAACCAUUUCAGUGCUCAGAGUGUCAAAAAUGUUUUACUAUGAAAGAUAGUCUUUUGACACACAUGAGAGUUCAUACAGGAGAUAAACCAUUUCAGUGUUCAGAGUGUCUGAAAGGUUUUAGUCGAAAAGGCUACCUUGUGACACAUAUGAGAGUUCAUACAGGAGAUAAACCAUUUCAGUGUUCAGAGUGUCUGAAAUGUUUUAGUGUAAAUGGCAGUCUUGUGAGACAUAUGCAACUACAUACAGGAGAUAAACCGUUUCAGUGUUCACAGUGUUUGAAAUCUUUUGCUGAAAAAUGCAGUCUUGUGAGACAUGUGAGAGUGCAUACAGGAGAUAAACCGUUUCACUGCUCACAGUGUCUGAAAUGUUUUAGUCGUAAAGCCUACCUCGUGAUACAUAUGAGAGUACAUACAGGAGAUAAACCAUUUCAGUGUUCACAGUGUCUGAAAUGUUUUAGGCUAAAGGACAAUCUUGUGACACACAUGAGAGAACAUACAGGAGAUAAACUAUUUCAGUGUUCAGAGUGUCAAAAAUGUUUUACUUUGAAAGGUAGUCUUUUGACACACAUGAGAAUUCAUACAGGAGAUAAACCAUUUCAGUGUUCAGAGUGUCUGAAAGGUUUUAGUCAAAAAGGCUAUCUUGUGACACAUAUGAGAGUUCAUACAGGAGAUAAACCAUUUCAGUGUUCAGAGUGUCUGAAAGGUUUUAGUGUAAAAGGCAAUCUUAUGAGACAUACACAAAUACAUACAAAGAUAAAACAUGUUAAUGUUUAAUGUAUAACGGAUUUUUUGUUUUAAACACAUGAAAAUAUAUGCAUGGGAUGUACAAUAUUUAUAUUCAGAGUGAAAAAUAUUAGUGAAAUGUUAGUCAAUGUAGAUUAUAGAGUGAGGUGUUCAGUGCCAGGCCUCUGUAUAACUGUAUUGUGCCAUUACAGGUUAACUGUAUUGUGUCACAGUAUGACUGUAUGGUACCAUUACAGUAUAACUAUGGUGCCAUUACAGUAUAACUAUGGUGCCAUUACAGUAUAACUGUAUGGUGCCAUUACAGUGUAACUGUAUGGUGCCAUUACAGUAUAACUAUGGUGCCAUUACAGUAUAGCUAUGGUACCAUUACAAUAUAACUGUAUGGUACCAUUACAGGAAAUGGUUUGUGACUAGCAGUGACAGUAGAUCAAUGAGAGGAAAUAAGAAAGAUCAUUGACUAGCACAAAUUCCAAGAGCCGAAGAAAGGAUAUACUUGUUAAAACCGCAGGAAAACUAGAUAAAUUUUUUAUUUAUUUUAUUAACACAUUGGCCAAUUCCCACCAAGGUAGGGUGGCCCAAAAAAAAGAAAAACUUUCAUCAUUCACUCCAUCACUGUCUUGCCAGAGGUGUGCUUACACUACAGUUUAAAAACUGCAACAUUAACACCUCUCCUUCUGAGUGCAGACACUGUACUUCCCAUCUCCAUGACUCCAGUCCUGCCUGCCGGUUUCCCUGAAUCUCUUCAUAAAUGUUACUUUUGCUCACACUCCAACAGCACAUCAAAUAUUAAAAACCAUUUGUCUCCAUUCACUCCUAUCAGAUAUGCUCAUGCAUGCUUGCUGGAAGUCCAAGCCCCCUCACACACAAAACCUCCUUUACCCCCUCCCUCCAACCUUUCCUAGGCUGACCCGUAUCUUGCCUUCUCUCCACUACAGAUUUAUACACUCAAAAUCAUUCUAUUUUGUUCCAGCCUCUCUGCAAGUCUGAACCACCUCAGCAACCCCUCCUCACCCCUCUGGAUAAUAGUUUUAGUAAUCCCGAACCUCCUUCGAAUUUCCACACUACAAAUUCUCUGCAUUAUAUUCACACCACACAUUGCCCUCAGACAUGACAUCUCUAUUGCCUCCAGCCUUCUCCUUGUUGCAACAUUCACCACCCAUGCUUCACACCCAUAUAAGAGUGUUGGUAUAACUAUACUCUCAUACAUUCCCGUCUUUGCUUCCAUGGACAAAGUUCUUUGUCUCCACAGACUCCUAAGUGCACCACUCACCCUUUUCUCCUCAUCAGUUCUAUGAUUCACCUUAUCCUUCAUAGACCCAUCUGCUGACACGUCCACUCCUAAAUGUCUGAACACAUUCACCCCUCCAUACUCGCUCCCUGCAAUCUGAUAUCCAGUCUUUUUUCACCUAAUCUUUUUGUUAUCCUCAUCACCUUAUCUUUUUGUUAUCUUCAUCACCUUACUCUUUCCUAUAUUCACUUUCAAUUUUCUUCUUUUACAUACCCUACCAAACUCAUCCAUCAAAAUAAAUGCUAGAAGGGAAAUGGGUGGGAGCUAGGCCUAAAGGUUUCUCCACACAGUGGGUUGUGUUAUUGUAUACUGAAGGAUUGUUACCCAUAUCAUCCUACAUAAUAUAGUGAGUGACAAGGGUACUGAUGUGAUAGUGAUCUUAAAUUUUGGACUACAACAAAUCCCCAGUGCAUAGUGUAUAAUAUUUGGAUAUAUAUAAUUUUUUGAGCAGCACUGGUGAAUUAUUGCCAAAUGUUGAUAGAGAAGUGGAAAUAAACAGAUGAGUAUUGACUUAUCAUAUAGGAUUAUUUAUUCUCUGACAAGCUAUUUACAUAAAUUAUGAAGAUAAUAUGAGCAAGUAGUGAUCCCUGAGAAAGUCCACACACUACUAAACGACGGUCAGUGACCGUCGUUUAGUAGUGAUUUAGUGAGGGAUAAGGAUAUGAAUGUGCAGUGAUGUAAUAAACUGAAAUUGUAGCUAAGAGUAAUCUUAAUUAAUCCCCAGUGCUUAAGGUACAGUAUGUGGUGUAUAUGGGACUAACUUAUGGUCAAGUGGCACUAGCAAAUUAUUGUGAGAGAUCAACAGAGAAGUGGAAAUAAACAAUCGGAUGUGUAUUACACUAUUGCCAAAAUUGUUAUAACAGAUGGUAAGAGCAUUGAUGUGCAAGGAUAUAGCAAUCUUAAGUUAUGGCUAAUGUAUAGGAAAAAAAUAAACCAAAUGACCUUACUGUGUGAAGGGUCCCCCCUGCUUACCUUAACCUCUUACCACUGAUCCUGCCCACCCAGUGGGAAAGGUCCCCCCACCCCUCACUCUCACCAUAGCACCUCUCCACUAACCCCCACCCAGGGCAGUUAGUGGAUCCCCCUCUUCAAGGUAGGGUUCCUUGAUGUGGUAGAGAGGCUUUUGGUCUAAUGAAUUAAACCCUUUGGUCUCCUUCCUCAGACCAAACCUCCUCUUCAAGGGGGGCUCCUUGGUAUGGUGAAGAGGCUCUUUGUCUGAGGAAUUAGACCUUUUGAUCUCCUUCCUCAGACUGAACCUAAUUACCCCCCAAUCCCUCCUUCCCUAUUCCAUCCUCUCCUUUUUCCUUUCCUCCUCCUCCUCCCCAUCCCUCCCCUAUUCUCUUCCUAUUUUCAGCCUUUGGGAUUCUUGACUCAAGAAAUUGUAAUGACACGA
Cherax quadricarinatus is the source of this 5245-nucleotide messenger RNA. The record is from RefSeq and is a predicted model, not a curated record. Lineage: Eukaryota; Metazoa; Arthropoda; Malacostraca; Decapoda; Parastacidae.